Messenger RNA from Spirodela intermedia, 2746 nucleotides. The record is from the annotation of a GenBank genome assembly. NCBI's taxonomy places the organism in Eukaryota, Viridiplantae, Streptophyta, Magnoliopsida, Alismatales, Araceae.
AUGGCUCCCGUGCUGGCGUGUCGGGGCAUCCACCUCUCCUUGGAGAUCAGAUGCGUGCUCGCGCAGUCGUGGUGAGGGAUCGGAUAGCUGUUCAUAGAUUUGAUGAGGUUUAGGGCUUCUGUUCUGCGAUCAAUCUCGCCUUGGAUUCAUGGCUUUUCAUCCUUGUUUAGGCCGGGUAGAGCGUUCCGUAGAUAUGUAUAUAUGGCUUUGUGUCUAUGUUUUUGGGCAAUGAGUUGUGACGCCCGAAAUUUGCGGUCUAUCUAUUUUUUAGGGCGGGAAGAACGUACGGUUCGAAAAUCCCUGGGAAAUACAUGGCGAGGUGGACUUCACACAUCAAACGCAGCCAACGCAUCGCAUUUUCAGAGAAUAAUGAGGCGAAAGAAUCCAGGUUACUGAGAGAAAUGCCAGAUGUAAGGAGAGAAAGAGGUUCAUUGAGAACAGGUAGCCGGUUUCCAGCUCAAAGUUCUGAAGACGGAUCUUCGUAUGAAAUCUCGUACUUUGAACCCGAACCCGGUAAGCUUUCCCUGGAAGAAUAUUUCUCUUUUAAACUUUUCGUGCUAAUGCUGUUCAUUACAUGCUAAUGCAUUAGCUAGUAACAGAGUGCUCAAAUCUACACCAUUUUUUAUUACCUUACAUUAAUAAAUUCAUGAUCGUGACAUGAGCCCGAGUUAUCGUCAUUUGUCUGUAUACCGUCGUUAUAGGAUUUUUGAAGGGCAGGAAAACGCCAUUUAUUUGACUAUGAUAGUUGAAGAUGCUCACGGAUUGGGCCACUCACUUUUCUUUUGAGCCAUGAUAACAGUUGCCAAGGAGUGAAAGAAACACGGUGGGGAGGAAAAAACUAGGCAUUUUUUAAAAUCAAAGUCGCCUUGUUUGGCCCUUUUCAUCUGUUUUUAUUCUUUGUUCGUUAGUUCAGUGAAUUCACCCCUGGUUACUGAUUAAGUUGAGUUUGAAUGAUUUACAGGACCCGAAUGGUAUGGCAUGGAAUCUGACUUUAUUGAAGAUACUGAGUGGUCUCAUGAUAUACAUAAAAAUUCUCCUGGGAAUGUACUAUUCGGUGGUGACACUACGGAAUUCAAUAAAGUGAAGGAAGAUGCUGGGAAAAUGGCAAUUGAAUCACUGGCGACAAGGUUAGAAUUUCAUCGAGUUGCAUAGACAUUUUGAAUAUUUUUUUCACUUGAAAGAGAGGAUACUUUGUGCAAACUGUGGUUAUUACCUAUGACUAGGUUAGGACGAUUCAAGGAACAGACACUAAUUGUUACUUAUAAUGUUUUUGCCUUUUCUAGUGCUGCCUUUACUGAUUUUCUGGGACUUUUAUGUGUUAUUAUACGAUUCAGCUCUUUUCUAUUCCUUAGUUAGCACAUUUUUUUGGCCGUUAGAUUUAAAGUUCUGUAACUGAAAAAAAUUGGGGUGGCCUUCGAUGAAAGGAAACAAGGUCUCCGCUUAAAUAAAAUGAACGUCACGUUUGGUUCUGCAGUUGUAUCCGCAGCGUUGUUGGAUCGUUAUCUGUUGUCAUCAUCUAUUACACUGGUUUUCACCCAGGGCAUGCACGACAGCUGAGCUAAUGAAGAAACUGCGUGGCAAGAACUAUCCUCUUGAUGUGAUUGAGUCGGUGAUUGCUGAAUUGAAGAGUAGGUAUGUGUUUUCAUAUCUUUUUAUAAUGUAACUACACAUGCUGUUCCCAUUCCCGUUGGUGCCGUGAGGUGCUGUAUCAGGUACAAGUGCAGACUGCAUACCGUCCUAUAUAAUACUUGUUAUUAACUAUUGUAUGAUAUUAAAAUAAGGAAAUAAUUGAGUACUCAUAAACAAUCAUUCUGUGACUGAAAUUGUUGAAUGUUUUGCCCUUUACUGAAGAAUGAGAUUUUUCAAGGUUUUAUCUGUCUUCAUCAGUGUGGCAUCAGUAUCUUGAAAAAUAAUAUGCAUUGUGUAAACCUUGAACCAACUUGCUUGAACACUACAUGGAAAUAUGUAUCGAUAUUUUACAAAAGUUCGAAAUAUAAAUGUUUUACGUGAAGAGUAUAAUGUCACACUCUCCGACAGAGGAUUUCUCAAUGACGGGUUGUAUGCUGAAUCAUUUUCUCAAUCUCGAUGGAUUUCGUUAAGCUGGGGCCCUAGGAGGAUCAGGAAGGUGAGAAUCAGACCUCCUGAAUUCUAGUUGUAUUUUAUACAGCUCAGAAUGGAGGCAACACGUAUUUUCCUACAAUUCCUCCUUUUUUUUGCUGCUCCCACUUUUCUGGAAGCCGCUCCCAACCAUCACAACGUUUUGACCUAACGAGGAGCAUGCUCUUGCUUCAGGCGCUUCUUCAGAAGGGUGUUAAUGAAGCGGAUAUAGAGAGAGCUAUAAAUGCGGUAUUCAAAGAUGACAGCACAAACAGUGGUUUGCAAGUUGGCAUGUCCAAGAUUUCUAUGGAUCGUCUCUUUGCUCAAGCCUCAAAACAGUGGCUACAAGGCCAAACUGCAUCAUUGGCAAAUCGUAGGGCCAGGAUGGCGAGAUGGCUCCAGUACCGAGGAUUUGACUGGGGGGUCACCAACUUUAUUUUGAAGAAGCUUGAAUCCAAGUACCCCCCAUGAGAGAACCGAGCCAUUUUGGCACUUUUCCAUAAAUAUCUUGUCCAUUUGAUCUAUGGUCCUGGAUUAUUUGAAAGUGGAGUGGAAGAUGUUGGCAGCCUCGCUGCAUCGUUUUAUUGCUUGUAAAAAUGAAGAUGAUGAAGAAGAGAGGAGUAGAGAAGGGAGAAGCAUGAGAAGAUGA